Alternaria burnsii is the source of this 342-nucleotide messenger RNA. RefSeq lists its product as uncharacterized. The record is from RefSeq and is a predicted model, not a curated record. The transcript has a single exon. NCBI's taxonomy places the organism in Eukaryota, Fungi, Ascomycota, Dothideomycetes, Pleosporales, Pleosporaceae. The coding region runs from base 1 to 342 and encodes 113 amino acids.
AUGGCAAACACCAAUUCUCAUGGGUACAAAAUGACAGCUGUCAGGACACUUGCGGAUAUUGCGUCAUCAACCACAGGCUCGGGCAAAGCUGAUCCUCCGCAUAGUGCGGAUCGCUUGCCGCUUCCUCGCGAAAGCCAGAGCCGUACACGAAUGUUAACACUUUUACGCGCCUGCGCCACAGACGAGACAGGGUCUGGCGCUGUGGAGGCUCAAUCACAGUCGUGUACUGCUAUUUGUACUAUUGUUGUCGGCAUUUCUUGGCAUCCAGGGGGUCUUCUCACGAUGAGUGAGUCCGAGAUGGAAUGCUCGACUUCUAGAAAUCAAUCACAUAACGCCCAAUAA